Punica granatum (pomegranate) is the source of this 2101-nucleotide messenger RNA. Lineage: Eukaryota; Viridiplantae; Streptophyta; Magnoliopsida; Myrtales; Lythraceae. The record is from RefSeq and is a predicted model, not a curated record.
UUAUGUGGGAAGUAAAUUUUACGGAUAGAAGAAGACACAUCAUAUACUCGUCGAAGAAGAAGAAGAAGAAGAAGAAGAAGAAAGCUCCAGAGAUGGCGGGCCGAGACAGAGACUGGGAUUUCCUUCUCCGAACAAUCUCCAACAGCGCCCGUGACUCCAACUUCGCCGCCGAUCCCGCCGCCGACCCUUCUCUCCUUCACUCGGUAAAGAAGCUCUAUGAGCUGUGUAAAGCUGAGAACUCGGAGGAUCUUGUGGCUCGGAUAUAUCCGCAAAUCAACAAGCUCUUUCAACGAGCGGUGGCUUCGAUGUCUCAGUCCAGAACUUCUUAUGGCCUCCUCUUGCUGGCUAUUCUCCAGUUUUACCUUGAUUUUGGGGAUGUGGUUCUUCAUGAUGCUGAUCCGAGUCUGAGGACAUUUUUUCGGUCUUGCUUGAGCCGUGAGUUUGCAGAUUCAGUUGUUGCUGAAGCCACCCUAGAUUUUCUGAAUGCAAAUAAGAAAAAGCUGCUGGUUUCUUUUCCAACCUUGCUGCCACAGUUCUUCCCUCUACUGCUUAAGCUGAUUGCAUGGAAUGGAGAGAAGUUGGAAAAAUCUUUUCGACAGAUUUUCCCUGCUUUGAUAUCUCCUGGAUCUUUCCUUCCUAUGUUUCUAUCUCUGAUGGACCUGCCAGUGUUGGUUGUUGCAUUAGAAAAGGUAGAGCGAACCUCUGGAUCUCUUAUUGGAAGCAGCAUAGCGUCAAUUCAGCAGAGCACGGCUCCUAAGAUGUUACUUGAUCUCAUGGAUGAAGCAUAUACUGGAUCCACCAUUGGUGAUGGUGAGGCGGACUCUGAAUCUGAGGAUAACAAUACCAUUGAUGUUGCCGACCCACUCUUUCUUGACCUUCUGAAGGAUGAGAAUGAUGGCCUCACUGAACGCCACUGGACUUCUCCUGGGAUGACUGCUGCCUUGCAGGCUGCUAUUAAUUCCCCUCAAUCUGAUCGAUUAAAACAAGUCCUAAAUAUAGCUCCUCGACUUCUUGAUGUGUAUUUUGCUAUAGCUCUUCGUGAAGUCAACGACUCUAUAAUAUGCGCACUGAUUCCCCAGCUCAUGUCAAGAGUUGCAACGACUUUUCCAGACAAAACCUUUUCCCACAAGGUCCAAAAGAGGCUCCUAGAAUUCAUGCUUUCUUCAUUCCAACGCUCUCCAAACUUUGUUGCACUACUUAAGAAGCCAAUAAUGGAUAGGCUUGGCGAAGCUUACGACAGCCCUGCAAAGACUGAACUGGCACUGCAACUGUGUUGGGCCAUGGGAGAGUAUGCAGGGGGUGGCCCAUCUCAGAAAGAUGCAGCACGGGAGCUCUUCGAGAAUCUAGAGCUUCUUUUAUAUGAAAACCUGUCGUCUAGUCGUCUCGGCCUAAGACAGGAGUCAAACAUCGGUGAAACAUCCAGAUGCUCAUCCCAGUCAAGGCUGCUCUGUUUUGUUGUCACAGCGAUUGCAAAGCUCGCCACUGUUCACCGCGAACUUCUACCGAGGGCUCGUGUGUCUUUGGGAAAGGUGGCCCGUUCUCGAAUUUCAGAUGUCAGGGUGUGGCAACGAGCCCGUGAUUACCUGGGUUUAAUGACCGAGCCUGCAAUCUCUCUGUCUGUCUUGGGGCCUUCACAACCUUCGGAUGAGAACAUGCAGAGCCCUGGAAUCGUGGACUGGAGCAAAGGCAUCCGAAAGAUGACUGCACAUGUUCCCUUCUACAUUCUCCGUGAUCAGGAAGGUCCGCCUUUCCAUGACUUUUCAUUUUCUGAUAUCCUUCCAGCUCGGUGAACCCAGCUCGGUCAAGAGAAGCUGCUCCUCUCCAGCUCUCGAAUCUUAAAUCAGCUGUUCGAGCAUCGCUGAUUGAUCAAUAUCUCUCAAGGAUCUACUUAAUGCAGAGAACAUUGAAUGUGCGAUUCCAGAAUUUUAGGAAAUUUUGCUUCGUCCCCUCUAUAGAAUUAAAAUUUUCUUUUACCGUUUCCUCCACACCACAUUCUUGAUUCUUGUAUGUGUGUUCGAUGUCUAUAGUAUGUAUCUAUACAUGCCUGCAAUCCAUUAAUAAUGAAAUUUCAAGCCCGACCUUAGUAGAUUUUAUGAGCUUC